UCUCUACUCUGUGACGGUACUCGACGAUUAGCGAAAUGCACAGGCUCAGGAACGAUUAUACAUGCUGAAGAUGCUGGAGAGUCGACUUCACUAGUCUACAGACUUCCCCAAUGUAGACUCGGAGUCUCUAGGUCUGUGUACCCGGCCGAAACGACGUUUUGUAUUGCGCCCUUCUUCCGCAAACCAUCAGGGAACUGCAGGGAAAGCGGACUAUCACGACCUUGUGUCUCCGUUGUUUUGACCAGUGUGAGAUAUCGAGAGCUAGAGUUACUGAUGUGACGGGCCAGAAGGCCUACUCUAGUUUCUGUGCGGGUUUACCCUUGCCGUAACGCGUUGGCCUUGCCGUUGCAGCGGAAUUAUUCGUCGUCGGACGGUUGUCUCUAGCUCUCAACAUGUCACUCUUUGCACAGGUGACGGUGUACGUGCUGGCGACAUGCACUCUUCCGGUAUUAUCACAGAUCACGACUGGUGCAGUGGUCUCAGAUUCAUCGGACGAAAAUGUCUCAACUUGUGCGUCUAUAUGCCAGAGUAACUGCCAAAUGUUCUGUCCAACACCUACUUCUGCUGGUCCACCGACAACGAGUAUCAGCUUCCGUACGCAGGAAGUUACAACGGACGAAGCACCGAGCGGCCUUCUGACCGACGAGCCAGUCUUUUCCCUGAUCAUCCUGGCGCUUGUGGCCGUACUCUGCAUGACAACCUUGAUCAUUUCUUUUUGCAUUGUGCAUAUCCGCAAGAAGCACGAGCGAAAGCAGCCAUGGGCGCGCGAGUCUGUUCGUCGAACCACAGUCCUUUCCAAUCCUGCCAGAGCAAAUGGAGCAAACGGAGGCGCAUCAGCGUAGGUGCUAACCGCGCCAUGCCGAGUUCGCUCCCUUCACCUGCAUGCAUACCGCUGUAUAGUUUCACUGCUUGCUUUGCCCUUCUCCACUGUACUGCUUGCUAGCAACUGUAAUGGGCUAGCAUUGCAGACUCUGCAUCUCUUGAUUAAUGCUGUAGAGAAAUACGAUGACGAUAUCUUGGUGCAGGUUUUCAUAAGCUAUCUCACAACGACUGAUCAUUUCACAACACUCUGUAGGACAUGAUUGUUUUGGGCAUGUAUCUGACCUGUUUUUCUCCUUCAUUCAAAAGUGCUUACCAAUGUUGCCGUGGCAUGACACGCUGCGUAUACUUUUUCUUCAAUUUGUCCAUCAUUACGGAAUGCUUCGUUGCAUCCUGAA
Sycon ciliatum is the source of this 1217-nucleotide messenger RNA. RefSeq lists its product as uncharacterized. The transcript is spliced from 3 exons. The record is from RefSeq and is a predicted model, not a curated record. NCBI's taxonomy places the organism in Eukaryota, Metazoa, Porifera, Calcarea, Leucosolenida, Sycettidae. The coding region runs from base 393 to 842 and encodes 149 amino acids.